Messenger RNA from Orbilia oligospora ATCC 24927, 819 nucleotides. RefSeq lists its product as uncharacterized. NCBI's taxonomy places the organism in Eukaryota, Fungi, Ascomycota, Orbiliomycetes, Orbiliales, Orbiliaceae. The record is from RefSeq and is a predicted model, not a curated record. The coding region runs from base 1 to 819 and encodes 272 amino acids. The transcript has 2 exons.
AUGACGUCCAUCUCCAAUGAUAUCGACCCUCUCGUCCUCCAGAACAGGAUCGCCAUUGUCACCGCUCAAAGACGCAAACUGAUAGAAUCACUAUUGCGACCACCAACUGCCGAAGAACUCGGGAAUGCAAAGUCUGCUGAAGCAAUUGCUGCGGAGGAGGAAGAACUCUGGAAACCUCGGCCCGCCACACUAGGCGCUGGCCAUCCAAUACCCGCUUCGACAUCUGCGACGGAAACCUACAACCGCGAAAAUGACCUUCUCAGACGACGUCUCCUCGGCCAGAGUAUCAUGAAAGAUGCGCGACAGCGGCACCAGGAAAGAACAAAGCAACAAGCCCGACCUAGAGGUAUAGCCAAUUCGGGAUCGGGUGGCGAUGAUGAUGAUGAUGAAGAAGAAGAGCAGAUGAGUCGUGGGGCCAUUGCCAAUAGAAGCUCAAAGAAGCGGAAAUUCCGAGCGGGAGAUGGACAUCACGCAGAGGCUGAGAGUGUAAACAUUCAACAUGCCGGGAGCGACUCGGAUGUCAGUAUCGGUGGUGGGUUUGUGUCACUGGCUACGAAGGCUGCUGCACUGGAAAAGGGGAAGUUCAAGAAAGGGCAGAAGGCCCCAAAGCGGGAGGCGGCGUCUAAGGAUUCCUACCAUGAUGAAGAUGGGCCAGACAUAAAAGCUGCCUCAGCUAAGAAUACCGAAGUUUCAUCAGCAGAUUCACUCGCACAACGUAUUCUCACAGGGGAGAAGAUCAUUUUGGUUGGAGAAGACAAAAAGAAGAAGAAGAAACGGAAGAAAAUCAAGAACAAAAAUCACAAUAGCUCUGAGGGCUAG